Musca domestica (house fly) is the source of this 4654-nucleotide messenger RNA. RefSeq names its product centaurin-gamma-1A (gene CenG1A). Gene Ontology annotation, molecular function: GTP binding; GTPase activator activity; GTPase activity. The transcript is spliced from 9 exons. Bases 320 to 3796 code for a protein of 1158 amino acids. The record is from RefSeq and is a predicted model, not a curated record. Lineage: Eukaryota; Metazoa; Arthropoda; Insecta; Diptera; Muscidae. Gene Ontology annotation, cellular component: nucleus.
GUUUUUACCAAAAAUAAAAAGAUGCUGUAGGCGUUCCAAAUUGUGUGUCAAGUCUAAACCAAAGAAAUGGUGUCUCCAAAUUUUAUCAUUUUAAUGUUUUGUGUGUUUCUAUGUUUGAAAUAAAAAUAGGCGAAUAAGAAAAAGAGUAACGAAAGUGAAGAAAAUUACCAGUUGUGUGUUUUGAAAAAAAGAAGCAAGUCUGUCAAUAAAAAGUUUUUCGAAAAAAGUCAUAUCGUUGUGCGUUGCCUGAAGUGUUGUUUUGUUGUAAUAAAAUUGUAAAAAAAGCUAAAAAAUAAAAGUCACAUAAAAUUUCCCAAACAUGAAUAAUUAUCAAAAUCAAACACCACCAGCGGUGUUGAGAAACCAUCAUCAGCAGCAACACCACAACAAUCAUCAUUUCUCAUCGUCAUCGGUGGCGGCGGCAGCGACCUCAACGACGGCUGUGGUGCAACAGCAUCAUUUUACCACACCUGCCAAUGCGGCAUCGGUGGUGGUGCAUCAUCAUCCACAUCACCAGCAACCAGCAGCAUCAGUACCACUGCCACCAACAGCCGUGGCAACAACUCAUCUAACACCACAGCAACAUCUUCAACAACACCAUCAUCAACCGCAGGCGCUUCAUCAUUCUCAUGCUCAUCAGCCGCUGCCAUCUGUGCCAGUAUCGGCACCACCAGCCCCACCACAACCUUUAAUUAGUAACUCUUUGGCAAUACGUCAAGAAAUUCAACGUUUCGAAAGUGUUCAUCCAUCGAUCUAUGCCAUCUACGACUUAAUCGAUUUGCUACCCAUAACGGAUGCCCAGAUCGCUCAACAAAUAAGGGAUCAUGUUGUUUGCAUUGAAGAUUCCUUUGUAAAUAGUCAAGAAUGGACGAUAUCACGCUCGGUGCCAGAUCUACGCCUCGGCAUUGUCGGUUCUCUAAAUUCCGGCAAAUCCGCUUUGGUGCAUCGUUAUUUAACCGGUUCCUAUAUGCAAGAAGAAUCCCCGGAGGGUGGACGUUUCAAGAAGGAGGUGUUCAUUGAUGGUCAAAGUUAUUUGUUAUUGAUACGAGAUGAGGGUGGUGCACCAGAAAUGCAGUUUGCUGCCUGGGUUGAUGCUGUCAUCUUCGUUUUUAGUUUAGAAAACGAAUCGAGUUUUAAUACAGUCUACAAUUAUUAUACCAAAAUGGCACAUUUCCGCAAUGGCCAGGAGAUUCCCAUGAUUUUGGUGGGCACUCAGGAUGCAAUUAGCGAACGUAAUCCCCGUGUCAUAGAUGAUUCGCGAGCCCGCAAGCUGGCCAAUGAUUUGAAACGUUGUUCAUAUUAUGAGACAUGUGCCACGUAUGGUCUAAAUGUGGAGAGAGUGUUUCAAGAUGCUUGUCAAAAAAUCCUCUCACAACGUCUACCCCUACCCGCUUCAGUUGUUACCUCAAGACCAACCACACCUCAAGGCACCCGCCUAGGCAUUGCAUCCUAUCAUCACAAUGCCAGCAGUAAUGGUAGCACGAAUGCCAAUGGUUUUUCAUCCAAUUCAAAUUCUUCGGCUAGUUCUAUGCAAAGUACAAGUGGUGGUGGUGGUGCUGCUGCGGCCGCUUCUGCAUCAAAUACCGCUGGCAAUUUGACAUUACCACAUCGCCAUCAUGUCCUGUCCAGUUCGACACAUCACAUACCCAUGCGUAUGAGUGCCGAUUUUGUACAUAGCGAACAGCAACAACAUAGUUUACCACCCAGCGGCCAGACGGCACAAAAAUUGUGGCAACAACACAAUGCCCAGCAGCAGGAUUCACAACAUGUCCAAUUGAGAUCUCAUCAUAAUCGUGAUAGGGAAUAUGCUUUAACUAAUGAGAAUAACAAUAUUACCAAAUACAAUCCCCAAGGUGGCGGCAUUGGUAUGCGGGAUUCGGCCUCAGCCGCUGAGCAAUUGGCUCCCCUCUCAUUGGUGCCUUUAAGAGAAAAAGACUCUAAUAUGGGUGUAGGCGGCAAAGAUUUACCCACACCCACCUCAACGCCUACGGCCAGUCGUAAGUCGCGCAGAAGAUCAAAUCUCUUCAUACCCUCCUCAUCGAAAAAGGGUGAGAAGGAUAUGAAAAAUGGUGAGCUGGGUAGUGGCCGUUCCAUACCCAUUAAACAGGGUUAUUUGUAUAAGCGAUCGAGCAAGUCCUUGAACAAGGAAUGGAAAAAGAAAUAUGUAACAUUGUGUGAUGAUGGUCGCUUGACCUAUCACCCAUCGCUGCAUGAUUACAUGGAUGAUGUGCACGGCAAGGAGAUACCAUUGCAAUAUGUUACCGUUAAGGUGCCGGGCCAGAAACCAAGAGGAUCCAAGUCCAUCAUAACAAAUAGUGCUUUGACCACAUCUAUGCUCUCCACAAAUAAUGUUUUCGAACCCCUUAAGGAGUCAGCAGUCAAAUCAAACUCAUCCCAACAGACCAGUGGCGAUGAGGGCAUAGCCAUGUCCAAUUCAAAUUCUCAAACUUUCCUGGCCGUACCCGGUGAGAAUUCACAACGUGAACUAUUAGCUGUAAAUGCCUCCAAUAAAUUGGAAGCCCAAACACCAAAUGUUAAGAAACGUCAUAGACGUAUGAAGAGCAGUAGCGUCAAGUCCAAUGAAAUUGAUGACUCUGAUGGCUAUGAAUUCUAUAUUGUUUCAUUGGACUCGAAGCAAUGGCAUUUCGAGGCAGCCAAUUCCGAGGAACGCGACGAAUGGGUGGCCGCCAUUGAGCAGGAGAUAUUCAAGAGUCUACAGAGCAUAGAGAGUACCAAAUUGAAACCGGCCACAACCAGUGAAUUGGCAUCGAUGGUGACGAUACGUACCAGGGUACCGGGUAAUGGUUAUUGCGUUGACUGUGAUGCACCAAAUCCUGAAUGGGCCAGCUUAAAUUUGGGUGUCCUCAUGUGCAUCGAAUGCUCGGGUGUCCAUCGUAAUUUGGGUUCACAUAUUUCCAAAGUUCGUUCAUUGGGUUUGGAUGAUUGGCCUGCUGGCCACUUAAGUGUCAUGCUGGCCAUCGGCAAUAGCUUGGCUAAUUCCGUUUGGGAAGCAAAUACACGCCAAAGAACCAAACCAAAACCAAAUACAUCACGCGAAGAGAAAGAGGCCUGGAUCAGAAGUAAAUAUGAGGCAAAAGAAUUUCUACCUUCACCAAAUACAAAUACCAAUGCAACACCGGGUCAGCAAUUAAUUGAAGCUGUGAUUAGAUCUGAUAUGAAAUCGAUUGUUUUAAUAUUGGCCAAUUCUACACCCGAGGUAACCAAUGCCAAUGUUAGUCCUAGAGACGUUAGGACACCAUUACUAUUGGCUUGUGCCAUUGGAAAUUUGGCAAUUGCUCAACUUUUGAUAUGGAACGGUGCCAACAUCAAACACACCGAUCAUGAGGGUAGAACCUGUUUGGCAUAUGCCAGGGCAGCCCAAUCAUUGGCCACAGCCAAAUCAUUGAAGGCAGCAGCUGCUGCUGCCGCCGCUGCGGCUGCAAACUCGGCAAGCAAUAAUUCUUCAAGUUUGGCCAGCAACACCUCGUCAUCGUCCUCAUCGAUAUCCCAGAGCACCUCGAACAAUACCAAUUCCACAUCGAUGGCCUCUUCCGUAAAUAAUACGGCUAGCAACAACACCACUACAUCACAACAAUCUCAGCAAUCAUCUGCAACAGCAGCAAAUGGUGGCAUUCCGGCACCGCAUUACAGUGUCGAGGAAACCACCGCCUUGGUUGAACUUCUCACCGGUUUGGGUUGCCCCGAAUCGGCACCCUUGACCGCAAGUGGUACAUUGCCACGACGAAGAGACACCUUGGGUACACCCUAUGAGAAAACUGUAUCAGGUGUUAUAUAAACAUAACAAAAAUAUAUAUAGAAUUAAAAAAAAUAUUAUUAGUCUUUAGGUUUUAUAUAGGAACAUUAAUAUGAAGGUAGUUUUUAACAAACAACACGCUUAGCUUAAAAAUGCUAUAAAACAAACAAACCGGAAAUUAAGUUUUUUAUAUUUUAAGUUUAUUUUGAAUCUUGUUUCUUUUUUUUCGUUUAGAAUUUUCGUUCCUUUUCUUUGUAACAAAAUCUCUGUUUUAGUUGAAAUCUAAAAAACAAAACCAUUUUAUGUUUUCUUGAUUCUUUUAUUUUUGUAAAGUUUUUUUUUCAUUUUAGUUUUUAUUUGGUAAUUAAGGAAUUUUGUAAAGUGUUUUAUGUCUUCUGUAGAUGGGUUUUGUUAAAGUUUGAAUUUCAUUAUUUGUAUAAAAGAAAUGUUUUUAGUUGCAGUUUUUUUGAAUAAGUAAGGUGUUGUCUUUUUUAAGCACAGCGUUUUUUAUGGUCCCAUGUUAAUUGUUUAGCCUUCCCUGAACCCUACCUGCUACCUCAUGUAUUCCACAAUUAUUUGUCUCCCACCCCACCACCUCUACACCAGGCUUGUUUUUUUUAGCAAAUCUCUACCAAUUUUAUUAUAUUUUUAUUUUAUUUUAUAAUAUAAAAAAUAUAUUAUAAAUAUAUAUGUAUGUUUUUUUGAAAACAAAAAAUGUAUUGAAUGUAUUAAACAAAAAAUCUGUAUAACAACUUUUUUGUAUGUGUAUGUAAAUAUCAUCUAUAUAUGUAUUAAAAUUGGACAUAUUUUUUUAUUAUACAAAAAAGGUUUUAUGUUUAAGUUUUAUUAUUUUUUUGAAAUUAAAAAACCACCCCAAAAAAUAUUAACAAAACAAACAAA